Molecule: messenger RNA, 6874 nt
Organism: Panicum virgatum (switchgrass)
Lineage: Eukaryota; Viridiplantae; Streptophyta; Magnoliopsida; Poales; Poaceae
Product: arginine/serine-rich coiled-coil protein 2-like
Exons: 3
Coding region: 829-1740 (303 amino acids)
Source: RefSeq, a predicted model, not a curated record
AUUCUCUACCCCUAGGACCAGCCCCCCCAAUUCCCAGCGCCGCAACCUCCCCUCCGAUCCAUUCUUGGCGCCGCCCACCCCUCCCUAGCGCCGCCCACCCCCUCUCCCUCACCGCACUCUUCCGUCUCCCUGGCGCCAGGCAUCCCCUUCCUUGCGACGCCCUCCCUCCUGCCUGUUUGCUGCUCCAUCCUCUCCUUCCCUGGUCUGCCCCAUCGAUCUAGAUCUGGUCUGCCUCCCUGCUGGUCCGCCCCAUCGAUCCCCUCUCUGGUCCGCCCCAUCUACUCUCUCCCUCCCUGGUCCGCCCACCCCCUCCCUCACGCCGCCCACCCCUUCCCUCGCGACGCCGCCCGCUUGCUGCGGCCCCAUCCCCCUCCCUCCCUCGCUGGUUCGUCUCGAAGCGCGUCGCCUCAUGGCUCCCCCUCGCUGGUGGUGGAGGCUGUGACGCCGUUGCCGUGGCUAUUCGUGACGCUGCCGCAGGAGCCGGAGUUGCCAUUAUUGUAGCUGUUGGAGGCCUUGACGCCCCUGUUCGUGACGCUACCGCCGGAGCCGGACGAUUCCUCGCUGCAACAUCCUUUGGAGAAGCUACCUCACCAGCACCCAUCUAUUGUACCUGCCUCCAAUCCAUCUGAGAACAAAAUAAUGGAAGACCGUGAGUGGAUGUAUACUGGUUGGUGUCGUACACAAGCCCCCUCUAAUGAUUGGAUUCAUAACACCAAUCAAUUCUUAGAUCAUGCCUUUUCUAUGCCUAAUCUUGUUGAAGGUGACACAAUUAAGUGUCAUUGUGCCACAUGCCGGAAUUGUGUUAGGCAUUAAAGGUUUACAAUAGAGAUGCAUUUGUGUAGAUUUGGGUUCAAGGAUGAUUACAGAAUAUGGACAGCACAUGGUGAGAUAAUUGGUGAUAGUCAGGUUGAAGGUGGACAUGAUGAGAGAUUUUAUGAAACUGACCGCAUGAAUGAAAUGUUGGUUGAACUAGGCGGUGACCAUUUACCCCCAGCUGAUGAGGAACCAACAGGUUAUGCGCAAGCUUUUUAUAGGAUGGUUGCUAGUGCUGAUCAGUUAGUCCAUGAGGACACAAAACACUCAUCUCUUUCAGCUGUAGCACGUCUGAUAGCUCUAAAAUCACAAUACAACAUGUCAAUUGCACACUUUGAAGCGAACUUGCAGCUGAUCCAUGAACUUUUGCCUGCUGAUUCUAAGUUGCCUAAGGACUUUUACCAAUCAAAGAAAUUAUUAGAGGGCCUUAGUAUGCAGUAUAUCAAAAUUGAUGUUUGUUAUAACAACUGCAUGCUUUAUUACAAAGAGAAUGAAAGCAAAGAGAAGUGUGAUGUUUGUGGUACCUCACGUUAUGAGGAAGGCCGUAACAAAAUCCCACGUAAGGUGUUGCGGUAUCUUCCCAUUGUUGAUAGACUACAAAAGUUAUAUGCACAUGCAACCACAGCAAAGCUAAUGCAGUCUCACAGACCUAGCACUUCUGGCAUGAUGGUUCACCCGUGUGAUGGAGAAGCAUGGCAGCAAUUUGAUAAAGAUUUUCCAGAUUUUGCUAUAGACCCUAGAAAUGUGCGUCUUGCUUUUGCAACAGAUGGCUUUACACCCUUUAGUUUGAAUGCAGCUCCUUACUCAUGUUGGCCCGUGUUUGUUACUCCAUUGAAUUUUCCACCAUGCUCAAUCAUGAAAUCAGAGUACAUAUUUUCCACCGUUAGCUACUUGUAUGACAGUGCUGGUAGUCAGUGGUGGAGCUAGGGCCAUAAUGGGCACCCCCCCUUCUUCCCUGGAGGAUUUUUUGGACCAGAUCACUAUCUCUUGCAUGCCUACUGAUUGCUGCAUGCAUGAAGCAUGUAUACAACUCACUAUGAUAUAUUGAUAUGUUCCAAUCGCCCCCCCUCUCCUUCCACAUCACGCUCCGCCACUGCUGCUAGCGACAUAUAUGACAGCACUGAUAAUGCCAAGAUAUAAUAAUACAUAAGCUGGAUGGAAGACGUCAUAUAUUUAAGGGCCAAAUUUCUCUUCUUCAUUCACGUAGUUAAUGGAUGAGGAACCAUAUUGCUGUGAAAAAAAUAGCGCAUUAUAAAAUUAGAAAGGAACCAUAGUUACUUCAACCCAAGCAAACAGGCAAGGCCACAUUCAACAAAAAGCAUCACUCACCAUGCAGAGAAAUAAAGCAGCAGAUCAGACAAAGGAAUUAAGCUGUUUAAUCCAGUAACAUAAUGAGUCAGAUUUUUCUGCAACUAUUAAGCAAGAAUGACAUGAGAAAAUCUAGCAUAGCAUCCUGACAGCAUGAAUUUGUCUCAGCAAAAUUUUCUCUCACAAAGAAAAAACUCGAAUGCAAAAUCAGACACCACUUUCACAUGAAGGCACUAGGAGGGGUAGGAAGAUCACACACCUUACAGAUCCGCAAUCCGAUUGAUGCAGGUCGUCUUCUCCCCCGGGCCCCCUCGCGGAGCUUGCCCUUUCGCUGAGAAUUCUGUUGAAAUCAAGAACAUGACAUGUUAGGGUUUAGGGAAAACGUUGGGUGGGGCGGGAUGCAGGAGGGAGAGCGAGAGCGAGAGGGGGAGAAGAUAGAUGGUCCUCACCAGUGGGAUGCGGCGCAGCAGGAGUCGCCGGCGUGGAUUUUGCGGCGGCGGCGCGAAGAAGAGAGGAAACCUGCGUGCCUGCGAGGGAGAGAGGGCGGAGUCGAGAUUUCAUCUAUUUUUUUCUUUAUUUCUGUUAUUUUCUUUUUAUUUUAAUUUUACAGCUCCACUGAAAGGACGACUUUGCCCCUCAGCUUAUCCGUGAUCUAGCAACCUUUCAGAGCGGGCCUAAGAGCAUGUUCAAUAAUAGUCUACUUGUCUCUUAGGUUUAUAAGAGACACCUAUAAAAUUACUCAUACAAUAGAUUGUCUCUUUGUCUCUUCCAAUAAAUCCAUAAUCAUUUUCUGUUUCUUUCACUCUCCACUUCAUUUAUUCUUACUGUCUAGAAGCGUCUUACUGUCUAGGACCGUGUGAAGAGACAUCUCUUACAUAAGAGUCUUUUCUCCAACUUUUUGCUUUUCUCUCUCUACCACAUAAGCAAACAGAGGGCUAUAAGCCCCUUGUACUUGCUCUAAUAACCAUUGAAAAUUGGAACGGAGAAACAUAAAUUGUGAUUGGCUGUACAAACGGUUGCCAAGGAUUAUAGAAUACCUAGUUUUGAUUAAAUGCAUGUGCAUGCCCUUAGCCUAGCUUUAGCAAUGCAAAAAGGGUAUGCAAAACUGCACAAGGUACCAAGGACAUGCACAUACUUAGCUAUCUAAGUCUCACAAGUCACAACCAAACACGGGCAUCGGCAGGAACAGGAACUACUCAACACUGUGCGGGAAGUCCUCCAUGAGCCACACUAACGGCCGCAACAUCUCCACUUGGCACCCCCUCGUUCGUGUCCUGAGUGUUGGCUGAAGAUGCCAUACUCGCCGCGCUUCUACAGACGCGCAUGCCGGCAUCCACUUUGGCACAUUCAUGUUGUUCCUCCACCUCUAUUAGGUGGCAAGUGCGAGGGAAGUCUGUGUUGGGGAAAUGGCCCAGCCCAUGUUGUAAAUGGGCCAAAUGUAGCGGCCCGAGGAUCUAUUUGUAAAUAUUGUACCCACUAGGGGGCCGGGGCUAAAUUGCCGCCCCCCUCCCCUCCUAUAUAUAGCUGGCCCAAGGGGUCAAAGGGGGACUCACUCUCUCCCUCAUGAGUACUUCACUCUUUGAGCUCUGGUUUGGUGCGCCUUCGGUGCCUUCUCCCUCUCUGCUGCUUUGCGGAGUCUUCUCCCCAACAGUUUGGCGCCCACCCAUCGGUUCGUUCCACCAUACCAUCCAUCAGCCUUUGCCUCCCACGGUUUCGGCUCACGAAGAGCUGCCACGGCUUCGGCUCUUGCGUGGCUUCGGCUCCCACGGCUUCGGCUCACGAAGACCAGCCACGACUUCGGCUCUUGCGUGGCUUCGGCUCCCACGGCUUCGGUUCACGAAGACCAGCCACGGCUUCGGCUCUUGCCUGGCUUCGGCUUCGGCUUCGCCCGGCAGAACCUUCGUCUCCCACGGCUUCGGCUUUGGCUUCGCCCGGCAGCUCCACUUCGCCUCCCACGGCUUCGGCUUCACCUUCAACCCGCGCGGCUUUGGCUUCACCGGCUCCAGCUUCGGUUGUGGCUCUUCGGCACGCCAGGCUUCGCCGCGGCUCGCCAGGCUUCGCCGGCUCCAGCUCUGGCUGGCUUGGCUUCGCGGCUCCACCUUCGCCCGACGGCUCCGGCUUCGACCCAAUGGCUUCGCCCGGCUCCAACUUUGGCUUCGCGUGGCUAUGGCUUCGCCCGGCUGCAGCUCGGCUUCGACCGGCUCCAACGUCGGCUUCGACUGGCUCCAACGUUGGCUUCGCGUGGCUACGGCUUCGUCCGGCUCCAGCUCUUCGGUUCCUAAGGCCACGGCUUCGCGUGGCAAAGGCUUCGCCCGGCUCUAGCUCUUCGGCUCACAAGGCCACGGCUUCGCAUGGCUAAGGCUUCGCUUCGCGACGACUUCAGCUCUGGCACUAUAGCUUCGGCUCGGCUCCGUCUGACCGGCUCCGACCGGCUUCGGUCCUUCGGCUCCACCAUCGGCUCCGAAGGCAGCGAAAAUAGCAGUAUUCAUAGAUCACGAAAGUGGCUCCGAAGCCCCCAAUUUUUUGAUACGAAGGUGCUAGAAUGAUACGUACUUUUGUCACUUGCAGGUAAUGUUUGCAAAAAAUAGUUUGUUGGAUGCUUAUUGGAAGAUCCUAAUUCAGCGGUUAAGUACGGGUCGUUCACAUGUUGCACAAAAGAACAGUGAUACUAUACAAUCAAAAUCUUGAUAUAAGAUAUAAAGAAUUAGUAUCACAUAGACACAUAUAACUUAGCCACCACCUGAAGCCUUGUAGGCAAACAAUAUUGUGUGGAAGCAAGCUGAUAGCCGGCAAUGGACUCGCACAACGCUGUGCUGGUGGGUGGCAUUACCCUUGAUUUGCGCUCACCAUGCUUGAUUCGCUGGGUAGCAUCACCAGCAGUCAGGCAGUCAGGGAGCUUCGAUGAACAGCUUAGAAGGAGAGAAGGGGCUGGGAGGGUGUGAGGGCGCACCAGUAGCAAAUGACAGAGAGUGAAGUUGCUUGACCUUGAAGAAGGUGGUGGUUUGGGCUCCACGUUGCAGUGGUGCUCUUGAAGCGAUGGAGGCUAGGUGCGUGGAUGCUCACAGUGAUGGCAUAUUUGGUGGGCAGGCGGCACUUGCGGCGAGUCCAGCAGUGGAAAACAGUGGCAGCGCUUCUCCCUUAGCGUGCUCUUAUCGUGAUUGCAGUGCGUGGCAAAGGUGAGGAGCAGCGGCGAUAGGAGCAUGCACAGAGAGUCGGACUUGCAAGUUUAGAGGGGCAUGGGCGCCAAGGAGACAUUAUCGCCGGCGCUGUGCAAGACCAAGUCCCAGUUGAAGAUGAUGCAAUGUUUUACAGUCAUCUAGUUGAACCUAGUCGCCAUAGCAUCGAUAAGGUGAUUAGUCGAAAUUAAUCGUUGAUCAGGCCGAUUAGUAGAGCCUAGUUGAGCCUAAUCGUCUGCAUAGUCGUUUUGUCAUACCAUGACCGAUAUGAUGUAUAAGGAGAGCACAACAAGCAGUGCAGAGUAAGUAGAGCAAGCAAAGCAGAGAGCAUGCAGUGCACAUUCAGCUGCUCUCAGCAGGAGCUAACUAGAAGAGGAGAAGAGCAGACCUAGAAGACGAAGGCAAGAGCAGGAAAACACUUACCAUCAGAGGAGGAGCUCAUCUUGGGACUUGGGCACCGAGCUCUUGGGCGCAGGAAUCCCUUGGGGAACCUCCAAAAUGGAGAGGCUAGGAGCUCCUAAGUGGCUUCCUUGGCAGCUGCUUGCUCCUACAUUGGUGCGCCUGCGCAUAAGGCUUCGAGCGGGCGGCGGCACAAUUUUAGGCAGGUGGGCAUUGGCGCAUUUGCGGCUCCCUGUGUUUUCUCCCAAGCGAUUUGGGUGACGGCGGCUCAGAAGCACUGCACCCAUGAAUACAUACCUGAAACCUAAUGGGGCUAAUGCCAGCCCAGUUUCCCAGUAGCCUUGUUUCUGAUUGUUUUCUUGUCUAGUCGGACAACUAGUCACAUUUAGUCAACAACUAAGCGGACGCCUAGAAUUCUAGUCGCCCAAACCUAGUCGCAGCUGGUUAUCGAUGACGAGGGAACUAGCCUGGCUAAUUGUGUUUAGUCGGACUUAUAUAUAACAUUGAGGCGACACGAUACGGACGAAGGAGCUGUGCAUGCCCGAGUCCUAGCUAGUUGAAGACCACAUGGGCCAAGGAGGAGCUGCGCAUGGUUGAGUCCCGAUCGAAGACGACGCGGGCAACUACAUGGGACUAGAGAGAGGUUGUAAGCUGAGUGGACCAUUGAUGGACCAAAAGUCAACAUACCGCAGAAACGGUCCGCGUUUUAGAAAUAGGUAAAGAUUACUCUUGUUUUAGAACACAUCCGGGGUUGCUAAAUCUAUCAUCUAGAUACUGUCAUAUUACCUUGCCUCUGUUACAUAUCCAAAUCCUUCUUGCACGUAUGUUUGUAAUUUUUAUAUCUUCAUUAGAUGAGACUCAAAGGAAGAAAUGAUGAGUAUGCAUCAAAUUUCGCUAAGAAUUUCAGGAGCCAAUGUACUAGAUCAACCUUGUGCUAGAUUGUUCAUAUAAACUUCUGAAUUUGCCAAUCAUUUGAAGUUGAAGCUCAAGACAUGUUAUUGUGUCAUCUUUCUGAUUUUUUUUUAUCAUUUUGAAGCUCAAAACAUAUUCAGUACAGAACUUGUCAUAACUUUUGAAAUUUAUUUCACUUUGCCUUGGAACUUCUUAUAUUCUGUAUAGUUUUUAAUUGAAAUGUUCCUUGAGGGCUGUUAAUUGGCCUGCUCAGCCUCUUCUCUCUU